GUCCGCCGCUGGGCAGAGGCGGGGUCCGCUCCGAGCGGCCGUGCUGGCCAGCGGGCGGGAAGGCUGCGUACAGCCACCGACAUGAGCGGAGAAGCGCGAAUUUGCAGCGGCUACUCCAACGUGAGGGAGCAGCUGGUAGCAAGUUUCAAGUGUCCGAGGACGACGGACGGCGGGGACGAGGCUUACUGCUGCGGCUUUUCCGAUUUCAAGUACUGCUGCAAUGAGGCUGGCAACUACUUUCCCUACCCGCACGGCUACAUGUGGUCGCUGAGUAUAGGCGCAAUGGUAGGAUUAGGAGUUGCUGCCCUUCUUCUACUGAUAUUUAUCUUCACUGUCUUUGUGAUGUGCUGCUUAUAUCUCUACAAUAAACCUCAACCAUUAGAUUCAGGCCUCAAGCUUCAAAACCUUGCCACAUCUCCAAAGCAGACGGGGGAAAAGGAAAACAAACAAAGAAGUUUGGAAACAACGCUGCAUCCUUCACCAUCAGAAACCCCGCCACCCAUCACAAACAGAAUUGGUGAAGAGGCACUGGUAGCCACAACAGUAGAAAUUGCAGCAAUCAAACUCUCCCAAGUUUGUUAAGUAAAUUUUGCAAGUUCUGUUUUAAAUUUAAAUGUUAGCAGCACUUCAUUGAGAAAUAAAUACAAAGGUCAGCAUAAUCUAUAUUCUCUAUACAAAAAAUGAUUACUGUGACAAGUAUAUGAAAUCUAUGUAGUAGUAACAAAAAUAUAUAAUCUCUUAAUGAUGUUUCUUUAAUGUUCUGUGACAAGCUUAAAAAUAAAAAGAUUUGAAGAAAAUAGUAUAAAUCAGCACCCAUGGAGUAAAAGAAUGCUUAAUUCAUAGUGAUGGAGAUGUCACUGGUCAAAAUCAUUUAUUUUUUAUAAGAUUUUGCUAUAAAUCCUCUAACAUAUUCCUUUAAUUGUAUUAGGAAAUAAAAUUCUGCAAUAGCGUUAUGCUCUAGAUAGAUCAAACUGAAAAAUAGUUAUCAACUUAUUUUUUGAUUUGUACAAACUAGCCACAACUGUGAAAAAUUCUUAAUAUAAGGAUGAAAAACUAAAAGGAGAAAAAAUAAGAGCUGCCCUACAAAUGGUACAUUAUGUAUCAGCAUAACGCUCUACUCCUUCUCCCUCCUUGCUCAUUCUAUCUCCUCUUAAAUAUAUCGCUGCCGUUAAUCAACUUUUCCCUGUAGUAACAUGUUCUGUAUUGCUAAUUUGGUUAAAGAGUUCUUCUGAUUUACCUAUUGGAUUUCAAGAUGAUUAUCUUAAAUAUACUAUAUGACCUCUACUUGUGUUAUUCCUCAUUCUCACAUAUCCAGUUUCAAACCUUUCAUAAUAUAAAAGACCUCUCUUUGGUCAUCUCCUAGCUGCCUUUUUUCACGAGCACAAAGAUCCUGUGAAUUCAUUUUUUUCUCCAAAAUGUACUUCAUUCCCGAUACAGUUUUUCCAGUGAAUAUUUCCAGUAUCAGUGCAAAAUGCAAGUGAUUCUGCAGAUACUGGAAAUCCAGAGCAACACACUCAAAAGUGCUGGAGGAACUCAGCAGGUCAGGCAGCACUUAAUGGAAGCAAAUGAACAGUCCACCUUUUUGGGCUGUGACCAUUCACCAGCUGACUAUUAAUUUCCCUCCAUAAAUGCUGGCUGAUCAGCAGAAUUCCUCCAGCACUUUGUGUGUGUUGCACAGUGAGAAAUUUGAGAGGCUUUUAUAGAGUGCACAGUUCCUUAGUGUUCAUUGGUGGCAGGAGCUUAGACUCUGUCUCAUCCCCCCAAGAAUCCUUUGUGCUUGCUGUAUGGAGCAUCAAUUCCCCCCUCCAAGUUUUUCUGCACAAUAGAAUGAACCAAUCAGAAACAUUUAUUUACAGUCAACUUUCACUGGACA
Hypanus sabinus (Atlantic stingray) is the source of this 1873-nucleotide messenger RNA. Its product is annotated as protein shisa-like-2B. The record is from RefSeq and is a predicted model, not a curated record. The transcript has 3 exons. NCBI's taxonomy places the organism in Eukaryota, Metazoa, Chordata, Chondrichthyes, Myliobatiformes, Dasyatidae. Bases 82 to 582 code for a protein of 166 amino acids.